Molecule: messenger RNA, 2958 nt
Organism: Dioszegia hungarica
Lineage: Eukaryota; Fungi; Basidiomycota; Tremellomycetes; Tremellales; Bulleribasidiaceae
Product: DIL domain-containing protein
Exons: 9
Coding region: 1-2958 (985 amino acids)
Molecular function (GO): GTPase binding
Source: RefSeq, a predicted model, not a curated record
AUGGCUCACCUCAAUCACCACGACUUUCCGGACUCUCCCCUCAUCGUCGACACUUUCGUCAGCCCAGAGCUCCGGGGAGAAGCAUCAAGCUCAUCUCUCGCCCACGCUCUGACUCCUCCUACUUUCCUGCCGACAAUUGCAGGUCGGCCCUCGCCAGAGAUUAUCCUAUCGCUUCUGCAGGAAGAAGAGGAGCGAGAUCAACGGGAAGCACCGACGGACAAGUCCUCGCGAGGACCCUUGGUGCUCCGACAUGCUCUUCAAUGGGGCAUCGAGCAUGGAGAUGUGGAGCUCGUUGAUUGGCUUGCGGAGCUGACUGGACGAUGGGGCUCUGUACUGGACGCGGAGGUAGCGAUCAUGGAGGAUGAGGAAGGCUGGGGUUUGAUUGGGAUGGCUGUUCAGGCCAGUUGCGGUCGUCAGGACAAGGAGGAGCUAGUCCGUGUUGCUGUCGGGAGAUGGGGUAUACAAUGCGGACCGAGAGGAGGCAGAGAUCGAACUGGCUGGACCCCUCUUCACCUAUCCGCGCUCAUCUCGACACCACCCCUCAUCUCCUUCCUGCUCACUCGCGGCGCAUCUCCCAACGACAUGACCAAUCGUGGCCUCACCCCUCUCGACCUCGUCGCGGGCAUGCCCGACCGGAUGCAUAUCUCCGCCCUACUCGAGCAGGCGUCCAACCAGGGUACGUCAGCCUCAGCGCUGGUCCCGGCGUACGCCAAGCUGAGUGAGGGCCGGCAGCGGCUCCUGCGUCGUCGAAGGGAUAGAGCGGGGAGGGAGUCAUCCAGACAGGAAGAGAGAGAAAGGCGUAAGAAGCGAGAGGCCGAGAGGGAAAGAUGGGUGCGGGAAAAGGUGGAAAUCAUCGGAAUCGACCCUGGAAUCUUGUUCCCACCAGGACCAGAGAACACGUCGGCGAGUUCGCGAGAUUCGGGCAUAGAUAUGACUGCGGACUCGGAUGACUCGGAUGCGGAAGAGAGCGGCACACCUGCUUCAUCUGGCCGUCCAAGCGCAGACCCAACCGAUGAGCUCGUAUUUGCACCUGCCAAUCUACCCGCCAUCUUUGACACGAUUAUCACCUCCUAUCAGCCCGUAUGCCAGCCGCUCUCCCGCCGAGCAUUACCGGCCAAUAUGAUCUAUCUUUACGCCCGCUUCGCGGUCAAGCAGUGUAGUGUGACCUGGCUGGAGGAACUGCUCGAAGGAGCAGUAGACAGGAUUGAGAAGGGCGUUUAUGGAAGCAUAGAGGAUCUGGCGUAUCUCGCAUUCUGGGCGUACAACACAACUCUACUGCUGUAUCUGCUGGUCUCGGACGAUGAGCUACGGACGCCGUGCGAUGAGCUAGGGCUGCUGGGGAUGGUGGAGGAGCUGAUCAAUGCCAUACAUGUCUUCGUCAUUCGUGUUGCUGAGCGCCGGAUCGACCAAGUCCUUGAUGGAGCCAUACUCGACUUUGAGACCCUCGAAGACUUUGACGACGUUCGCUUCGAGGGCGAGUGGACACUCUUCCGGACAUUUGGGACCAAGAAGCAGCGGGCAUCUAUCCUCCCCAAAGCUAGCCAAGUCUUCAACGACGCGGUCAGCGCGGCAACCAAUGACUCCAUAUCCAUGCCCCCUCCCUCUUCCCCCGGCCUUUCGAAACCCAAUCCCAACUCCCCUACCCAAGUCACCGAUAUCCUCACCAGCGUACUCGUUGUCCUCCACCUAUACGACGUCAACCCCGCCAUCACCGCUCAGGCCUUUUCGCAAGUCUUCUUCUGGAUCGCGGCGGAGCUCUUCAACCGUAUCCUCAGUCGUAAAAAGUAUCUCUGCCGCUCGAAAGCCGUCCAGAUCCGGAUGAACAUCACGGCGCUGGACGACUGGGUACGGCUACAUGGUCUUCCCGCCAAGACAGCGGUACAGCACUUUGAGCCGGUGCUGCAGCUGCUGCAAUGGCUACAGACCCAGUCGAAUAUCCACGCAUUCGAUGACCUCAUCGGGACGGUGCAAGGUCUGCGCCGGCUGAACCCGCUGCAGAUGCGCCGGGCGGUGCGGGACUACAAGUUUGAGGUGUCGGAGGGAAGGAUGGAUGACGAGUGCGUGGCGUAUAUGGGGCAGAUCCAGAAGGACUGGGAGAAUAGGCGGGUCCAGACGAGCGUCAAGGCGUUGAAGGCGGAGCAGGAGGGUGGGAAGGAGGUCGGCCGACCCGGAACGUCAGUCGAUGCGCUCUUUGACGGGUCGGUCAGCCUAGCGGACUUUGUUCCGUCGUCCGGGCCGGAGAGCUACGGCGAGCUUCUCGAUAGCCGGUUCAUGCUGCCCUUCCAGCUCCCGGACGAUCCAAAUUACCUCAUCGCCACGCCAGCGCAGGAGGCGAUAUACACCAACUUUACCGCGUCCUCCCCUUUCCUCUCGGAUGACAGGUCAGCGAGCCGGACGAGCUUCUCCUCGACCCGUCGGUUCGAGUACACCCUCCCUUCGCGGGACAAGCUCAGGCGGAUUCCAGAUGACUUUUUCGCCUGGCUCAAGGCGCAAGAGGCGGGGAGACGUCACCCGGCUCAAUCGGUCAGGACACCGGCGUCGAUGUCGUCCGCGGUCAUGCCGGCGGCGCUGGACCUACCUCUGGGGCAGAGCGAUCAGGUGGCUAUACACUCGUCCCGCUCGUCGAUGGCGAGUCCGAAGCUCCCCUCUGUGCAAGAGAAUGGAUCCUUCGGGCCUCCUCCCAUCCGGCCGGUAUCAAUCUCUUCCACUCUCCAUUCGUCCCUUCUCCCCUCCCCCGGUAUCCGCACCUCGCCGUUGGUCAACCAGCUUCCGGAUCAGGCGCAACGGGGAGAACGGCGCACGCUCGGAGACACCACCGUCGCCGACAGACUCGAAGCGCUCCGCUCCGCUCAUGAGCCCCUCGAGUAUCGCCUCCCCGGCGUCCGAGAGUGGCAAGAAGAAGUGGUGGAAGGUGAACAGGAAAGAGGGGUCCGGGAAUUCCGACAGAGAUGGGAGUGA